UUGACGUCAAAGAAAUAAAAAAGUGAUUAUGUUGUUCGUAAUUUUGUUAUAAAAUUCGAGCUGCAAUCAUAUGAAUCUGAACAACAGAAUUUUUUUUUCUCCAAUUGGGAUUAACAUAUUUAGGCAGGGAAAUUAGGAGAGGUGCUUCAUGCUUCGUCCCUAAUUAGAGUUUUAGGAAAUGAUUUGAAACGCGUAAUUUCCGAACUAUUGUUGGGCCCAUACCUUUUUUGUGGGCCGAGUCGGUGGGCAUAUUCAGUUCAUUUCUUUCUUUUUUUGAUAUAACUAUAUAAUAUAAGUUAUAUAACCAUACAAUUCAUUUCGUUUUUGUUAAUCACUUAAUAUUUUUUAUCACGUAUAAUUAGUUUAAUCUCUUACUAUUUUUAUCACAUUUGAGUGCUUAUGAUCGUGACAAAAUCAUACAUAAAUUUGCCACGAAAUAUUGCAGAUUGAUACAAGAACGAUAUUGCUAAGAACCGCCGUUUUUUGGUCUGAUUUCUUGUUAACCACUUGACUUUGUUUAUACUUACAUAAUAACAUGUUUUUGUAAAAAAGAAGUCCAACAUUUUACAUGAUUUCUAUAAUACUGUACUUGCUAAGUCAAAUCAAACACGUAAUUUUCAUGUUGCAAUCUGGAUCACGAGAUCUUUGCGCGACAUGAAUGCCCACACUAUGAUCCGAGGAAUCACGCUCCUUUGGUCAACUCAUUUUCAUUUAAGGGUCCUUCAUUUAAACCAUAUCUUAAAAUAAUAAAUUAUAUGGUUGAGCUCAUACUCAUGGCACACUAGAAAUAAAUAGAGCAAAAGUGCACCGUACACGUUAUUGAUUGUUGGUGUAAGAUGUUUUCUCUUCCUCACGUUUGAUCUAAGAAUAACAAAGUAUACGUUCUAUAUUUUCCUCGUUGCUACUGGAGCAAUACCCGGUGUAAUAAAAUAAACCAUGCUACAAUUUUUCGUUAGGGAACUGUACAUGAUAUUUUGAAAUAUUUUUCUUACGAUAUUGAUUUAGGUCAAUUCAGCUACAGCAGUAUGGGGCCUGCGUUGAUUUAACCAAAAUAGUCAUAUCUACAAUUCUACAUAGACGUAUUCCACGAGUGAGUUGUUAAUGGUUGAUGGGGAGUCAAUCUCAUGACGAGUCACAUCUUUGCCGUACGUACGAUUAACGAAGGUAUGGUCCUAUUACAGAUACCACAUCCCAUGUAUUAAUCUCCACCGACUUCUCCAAUACUCUCUCUACCACACUUUGAUAUUUCUUGUAUCAUCCAAAGAUCUCACUUACAUCACUUCACUAUGUCCCCCUCAAUUUAAUUCUGAUCGCCCACUGUUUUUAUUACUUUGAUCUGUAUUCUACUCUAUUCACGUCGUCCACGACAAAAGAGAUGGAGAGUUAUAAUUGCGAAGAUAUGUGUCUGUUUAUAAACCCUCACUAUUGGUGAUAUUGGCAUUGACCCAUCAUCAAUUCACUGCGAUGCAUCUAACAUAGGCCAAAAACACAUGGCCAACAUACCUCUAUUUACUACAUCUCAAGAAUAUAAAAUACAGAAAACAUACUCUGAGAGAUAGAGCUAUAGACUAAUUGAGCAGGGAAAGUUGUAGAAAUGUAGCUAUAGGAGUGAGCAAAAGAGCAUGGACGCACUGAACAAAAUAAAUGAAUAUUCGUAUUGAUAAGUUUCUCUAUCAACAAAAUGAACAAUUUCAUAACAGUCUUAUCUAACUUUCCCUUAUUACCACCGUCCAAAAUCUUUCUACUUCUCUUCUUUCCCAGCUAAAAUAUCUACCUAUAUUUGACAUGACUUAAGUCUAGUAGAACUCUCCACAUUUAAGGAAAAGUAGCUAGUAUUGUUUAUAUAUUUACAUUUAUAUGAUUUGCACUGCUCUAUAUAGAACUAUUAUCAUUAUGAUGAUUUCCUACCAACUUCAACCCAAAAAGAUUGGACAUUUUUCUAUAUUUUAAUGAGAUUUUUUUGGACAAAUGUUAACGAGAUUAUUCCUAUUCAGUUUUAUAAGGAAAAAAAGCUUGUUUCCUUUUAUUGUGACUAUUCUGCUCAACAAAUAUUUAUGUAAAUGUAAAUAGUUCUGAAUUGAUAUAUUCCAAAAUAGGCAAAUAAAUUAGAGAAUUGCAUUAACAGUUUUGAUUAUUUUCCGGUUAAGCAAGUGAUCACAAACUAUUAUGUACACACGGUUAAAAAUAGGACCCACGUGGGUCUAAUUAAAUUACCACUCAUAAGUUAACCGUGGUUCUAGUGCAGUAAAAUUCCGUGUCAAUAAAUUCUCCACACUCCUCUUCCACUUCCCUGGCGCUCACUUCUUUUCAAGUCUCCCCCCCCCCUCUCUCUCUCUCUCUCGAUCCUCGCGUCUCUAAAGCGGCGACGUUUUGGUAGCUUCCGUUACAUUCGGUCAACGACAUAAGGCUGCGGUAAGGAUCACAGCUCCGACAAUGACGGUUUUCUCCGGCAAACAAGUGGUUCCUAUGGACUACGAGGCAGAGGUAUCACAGGGGCUUCUGGACGCCAUCCUCGACGGAGACAUCAAAACAGCAUCGGUUUGCGUCUCCGAUCCGCUCCUCGACGUGAACUUCGUCGGCGCUGUCAGUUUAAAAACGAGGAGGAGCGAGGUCGUGCUCCGUGAUGAGACGGCGAGCGAAAUACGAGUAGAGUACGAGGAGUUCAAAACUGAUGUAACGGCGUUGUUCCUCGCCGUUAAUUUCGGAAACGUAGCUCUCGUGAAGAUGUUACUGAACAUUGGAGCUGAUGUAAACCAGAAGCUAGUCAGGGGAUUUGCAACGACCGUAGCUGUAAGGGAAGGUCAUUUCGAGGUACUUGAGAUUCUACUCAAAGCCGGUGCUUCUCAGCCCGCCUGUGAGGAAGCUCUACUGGGGGCCAGCUGUCACGGACGCGCUAAGUUCGCUGAACUGAUUAUGGGAACUGAUCUUAUUCGGCCUCAUGUCGCUGUGCACGCGCUAGCCACUGCUUGCUGCAGAGGCUUUGUGGACGUUGUAGGGACCUUGCUCAAAUGCGGAGUAAAUGCUAAUUCAACGGACAGGCUUCUGCUUCAAUCUUCAAAACCUUCUCUAUACACUAAUGUGGACUGCACAGCUCUUGUUGCUGCUAUUGUCAAUAGGCAGGUCUCGGUCGUCCGCUUGCUACUUCAGGCUGGUGUCAAGACAGAUAUCAUGGUGAGGCUAGGAGCAUGGUCAUGGGACACUAACACUGGAGAAGAGUUCCGCGUGGGAGCUGGAGUGGCUGAGCCUUAUCCUUUAACCUGGUGUGCUGUAGAGUUCUUUGAAACCAGCGGUGAGAUAUUGCGUUUGCUGCUCACACUCCAAUCUCCAAACGCUCCACACAAUGGUCGGACGCUGCUCCACCAUGCUGUCCUUUGCGGUAACCAAGCAGCCGUCAGAGUCCUCCUCAGCUGUGGUGCUGAUCCAGAAACUCCUAUCAAAGGCAUUGAACUCCGACCGAUUCAUAUGGCCGCACGUGCCGGAUCGGUGGAGAUCAUACAAGAACUGGUUGGCUUUGGCUGCGAUGUAAACUCAAAGACUGAUGCUAGAGACACAGCGCUUCUGAUCUCAACAAGGCACAAACACUCAGAGUGCGUAAAGAUUCUAGCAGUAUCUGGUGCUGACUUCGCCUUAGUGAACAAGCAUGGCCGCUCAGUUAUUUCGGUCGCGGGGUCAAGCAAGUGGUGUCUCGGAUUAGAACGAGUAGUUCUUGAACUGAUACGGUCUGGUGUGGUUCCACAUUCAAGCGACGCUUUAGUUUUCUCUCCUUUGCUGUACGCAGCUAAAGCAGGAGACGCCGAGGCGGUUAAGACUCUUGUAAAAGCUCAAGAAGUCUUCCUAGACUAUCAAGACGAGGAAGGCUUCUCGGCUGCAAUGCUAGCGGCCAUGAACGGACACGUUGAAGCGUUCAGAGUCUUGGUCUAUGCAGGCGCAGACGUGAAGCUAUUCAGCAAAGGAGGAGACACCGUUGUUUCUCUGUCUGUGAAGAAUGGUAACUUAGACAUGAUCGAGAAGGUGAUGCUCGAAUAUGCUCUCGAGAAGGACAACAGGAGCAUGGCUGGUUUGUUCUACGCCCUACACUGUGCUGCAAGGCGUGGAGACGUCAAAGCGGUGAGGCUUUUGAGUGGGAAAGGAUACGGUCUGGAUGUACCGGAUGGAGACGGGUACACUCCUUUGAUGCUUGCGGCUAUAGAAGGCCAUGGGAAGAUGUGUGAGUUCCUGAUUAAACAUGGAGCGAACUGCUAUGCGAAGAACGGAAGAGGGAAAACGCUGCUGGACGUGGCUGUUGGUGAUGCGGAGGAGGUGAUCCGUGACGAGUUGUCUAGGAGGUUUGUGUUAAAGGGAAGCAGUGUGAUGAAACACACCAAGGGAGGGAAAGGGAAGAAGCAUGGGAAGGGGUUGAAAAUGUUGGAGUCCAGUGGAGUGCUGAGUUGGGGAAAGUCGAGGAAGAGAAACGUGGUGUGCAAGGAAGUAGAGGUUGGGAUGAGCCAGAAGUUUAGGAGGAACCGGAAAGGGAAAGGCGAUGCAGCUGCGGAUGAGGAAGGGGUUUUCAGGGUGGUGACCAAGGAGGACAAAGAAGUUCAUUUUGUGUGUGAAGGUGGGUUGGUUGGUGCAGAGAUGUGGGUGAGGGGAAUAAGAGUUGUUACAAGAGAGGCUACUUGUGGGAGAGCUCAGACUCAGAGUUAAGAGUGUUGCUUUUGUACAUAAAAGAAGUUUUGAGAAAGGAAGCUUCAUUCUGAAGGUAGUGUACUAGUGUGCUUCUGUUGUGUUGUUGGGGUGUUUAUAGUUGUUGGGUUUGCCUAAGAAGAUUGGUUUUUGAUAUCUGCAGUAUAAUUGUGAAAUAGCUUUGAUAAAUUUGAGAUUUCAAUGAAUGAAUUUGAAAA
Brassica rapa (field mustard) is the source of this 4880-nucleotide messenger RNA. Its product is annotated as serine/threonine-protein phosphatase 6 regulatory ankyrin repeat subunit A. The record is from RefSeq and is a predicted model, not a curated record. NCBI's taxonomy places the organism in Eukaryota, Viridiplantae, Streptophyta, Magnoliopsida, Brassicales, Brassicaceae. Gene Ontology annotation, molecular function: protein binding.